Mycotypha africana is the source of this 474-nucleotide messenger RNA. RefSeq lists its product as uncharacterized. The transcript has 2 exons. NCBI's taxonomy places the organism in Eukaryota, Fungi, Mucoromycota, Mucoromycetes, Mucorales, Mycotyphaceae. The record is from RefSeq and is a predicted model, not a curated record. Bases 1 to 474 code for a protein of 157 amino acids.
AUGGAUGUAGAACUUCAUGCUCCCGAGAAAUUCAUCGUUUGUAACAAUGACAAAUGCUCAAGCCUAUUCAAAUAUCUCGACCUUUCAGUACAUACAUUUGUGGACGGACCUGAUCCGAGAGAUCAUCUCGCAAAUGAGCGCAAUUUAUUAACUUGGUUGAGGACAGGAACGACGCUUGCUUUAAUAGGAUUUAUCACAUUGUUAGAUGUAUCAACUAAGAAUUUUGCGCCUUCCAAUACUUUUCCAUGGACAAACAAGGAACCAGCAAAUUUGAAUACAAAGAUAAUUGCCUAUAUUUUCGUUGCUCUGGGAUUUACUUGCUUUAUUUUCUCAUUAUUCACUUAUUUCAGAAAUCAGCGGCAAAUUGUAAGAAGGCAGUACUGGGUUGGCCAUGGUUGGCUAGGGUACGCAGUAGCGUCCAUUAUCACAGGAUUUGUAGUGUUUAUCAUGAUCAUGGCUUUGAUAGAGAUUUGA